GCAUGCACAGUAGUUUAUGUCAGUGGAGCAUAAAUGUGCGCUUGACAUGUGCUUCUAGGUUAAGUUUCAUAUAUUUUUCGAACGUUAUUUUAUGUUUUUUACGCGUGAAAAUUGAGAAGACGGCUCGAUAACAAUGACUGUACAAGACACAAACAUUUCUUUAAAUAUUUCUGCAGAACCUGUUGCCAAGAAGAAACAUGAAAACGAAGAUGAUUUUAUACUUAGUUUAAUGAAAGAGCGAAAAAAUAAAACCGAAGAAAGUAAAGUUAGAAAUAGCAAUAAACCGAAACGUGAUUUAGUUCGUGUAACUAUCGGUACAAAGAAAAAGAGAGUUAAACAAAAAUUAUUGUCAACGAUCGUCGCACAACGGUUGAAGGACACUGAUAAAUCCAACGUACUUGAUCUUGUACAGAAGGAAAGAAAAUUUCAAACACGACCCGUAGAUACAGAGCGGAGAAAGUCCAAACAACCAUUAGACAAAAUACGUUUAAAUGCAGAUAAGACGGUUGUAGAAACGGAUAAGACAUUGGCAACUCAGCAAACUGAAAUUUCCAAUGACUCUGCUCUAUCGUUUGUUAAAUUUACGCGAGAGAACUUUGCCAAAACGUUAUUAGCAAAGAAGAGAAAUAUUAAGAACGCGGACUCUAGGAAAACGCUACCUAAUGUAUUCUCUGAGCGAACAGAGUCUGAAAACGUACAAGUUAAUUUGUUAAAGUCGCUUAAAAAAGUAGAUACGGACGAAGAUGUUGUACCAAGAAAAAAACCUAAACUCAAGGAAUCUAAUAAAUCACCGUUAACAAAAGAUUUUCGCGGUGAAAAGAAUAAAAAUUUUGUAGAAAAAUCGAUGAAAUGUCAUAGUAACGUACAAAACAGUAAAAGUACUCGUCUGCCUUUUAAGACCGGUGGUAAAAUAUCUUCCUUGUUUGGACAUAAUCCUAAAGUUCCAAAUAUUGGUCAACGAUUUGUAAGACCGAUAAGCGAACCGGUCUUUACGGAAACAACUUUUACCGACCUUAAUAUACAUCCUUUCACGAUAUCCAACUUGAAACAGAAUAUGCAAAUUGCUAAGAUGACUAUCGUUCAACAGAAAGCAAUUCCUUGCAUAUUUUCAGGCAAAGAUACUUUAAUUAGAUCUCAAACUGGAUCUGGAAAAACGUUAGCAUAUGCUUUACCUAUAGUUGAGUUUUUACACAAUAUUAGACCAAAACUGACCAGAAAUAGCGGAGUAAAAGCUUUGGUAGUAAUACCAACUAGAGAACUAGCUUUGCAAACGUACGAGUGUUUUUUGAAAUUAAUUAAACCGUUUACGUGGAUCGUGCCAGGGUAUUUGGCAGGGGGUGAAAAGAGAAAAGCAGAGAAAGCUAGAUUAAGAAAAGGUUGCAAUAUUUUAGUCGGUACACCGGGUAGAUUGUUAGACCAUAUAAAACGAACAGCAGCUUUAAAACUUGGUCAUGUUAAAUACUUUGUUUUGGACGAGGCAGAUAGAAUGUUUGACAUGGGGUAUGAAAAAGAUAUAUCAGGUAUAGCGAGCGCUUUAAAGUUGUCUACCCUAAACGAAAAUUCGGAAUACGACCCGAUGAAAAUACUUGAAGAGAACAUAAAAAGGGUUUCUAAUGACGGAAAUGUCGCGCAUAUUGUAAACACCAUUGAUUCGAGGAUAGGGGGAGAGAACGACGAUGAGCAGAAAAAUUGGAAACCUGAGGGCUGUGGAAAGAAAGAGGACGUUAAAGAAAGACAAAGACGACGAUAUCGCUUUAAUAGCGACGAGGAUUCCGAAGAAGAGAAACGAUUCGUAAAAUCGAAGGAUUUCUCGAAAUCCAACGAAAAUAAAGUAUCAAGUUCGGUAGAAAGUGAUACUCGAGAGAAAGAAGGUGAAAAUAAAUUCAGAAGACAGACGAUCUUACUUUCCGCGACUUUGACGCAAGCUGUAGAAAAAUUAGCGGGUCUUGCGAUGGAAUGUCCUGUAUUUGUGGAUGCCGCGAAUGAAAAUUUGGAAACGACCGGCGACGACACAAACGGUCCAAACGAAGAUUUCAUAGUCCCCCAAAGUGUGAUCCAAAGUUACAUCGUUACGCCGGCAAAAUUGAGGAUGGUAACCUUGAGUGCUUAUAUCGCGGGAAAGUGUCAGAGUCACGGGCAGCACAAACUUUUAGUAUUUAUGGCGACUCAAGACAUGGUUGACUAUCACGCGGAAAUACUGUCGUCCGUGCUCAUGAAACCGGUCGACGAAGAUGACGACGAUUCCGAUCCUCUGGUCGAUGUAGACUUUUACAAAUUGCACGGUAACAUGACUCAAAAGGAGCGAACGGAUGUCUUCAAAACGUUCAGGCAAAGAAAAAGCGGUGUUCUCUUCUGUACGGAUGUUGCGGCUCGCGGUUUGGAUAUGCCAAAAGUGGAUUGCGUGAUUCAGUACACCGCGCCAACUUCAACCAGGGAUUAUGUACAUCGAAUCGGUAGAACGGCGCGAGCCGGAUUGUCUGGAGUAGCGACGAUCUUUCUGGUACCGUCGGAAAUCGAGUUUGUUCGAAUGCUCGAGUCCAGACGCAUCAGAAUAAAACAGGAAAGCAUGGACGAUGUUUUAAAUAAAUUGCUGACACCUCGGUCCCAACACUCAUCCGCCUAUAAUGCCGCGAUCGCGCUGCAAAACGAGUUUGAGAAUUUGCUGCUCCAAGAAUCGAAGCUCCGGGCGAAGGCGUGUAAAGCUUACACCUCCUGGAUACGCUUCUACGCUAGUUACCCGCGGGAUAUGCGUGAGAUUUUCAAUCGGAAGGAUCUUCAUCUAGGGCAUUUCGCCAAGAGCUUCGCAUUAAGAGAAACUCCGCAACGAAUCGACGGAAUAAGCAAAAAAAUAUACGAAAAGAAUAUUUCGAAGCAGCAGCAGCAGCCACAGCACCGGCCACAGCCACAGCCACAGCCACAGCCACAGCCACAGCCACAGCAGCAUACCAACAGACUUGCGAACGAACGAGCCGACGGGGUGCCAGCAAAGAAACCGAAGCAUCCAGAUGACGAGCCAAGGACGGGGUUGCUGAAGAAAGUCAGGAUGCUCAACACCUCCGAGUACGGCAGCGGCCUCGAGCCCUCGAGGAAGCCAAAGAAAUCCUGAGCGUCGCAUUAACACCUCGGCUACCUAGUAAACAGAAUGCGAUUUCGUUACCGUCAUUUCCAUUUCUCCUCUAAAUAGACACACCCUCCCUUUAACCGUACGGUUAACCAAAAAAUCAGGUUAACUGAUACACGACGUCUCCUAUAGCAGU
Colletes gigas is the source of this 3257-nucleotide messenger RNA. RefSeq names its product probable ATP-dependent RNA helicase DDX31. Gene Ontology annotation, molecular function: ATP binding; nucleic acid binding. Gene Ontology annotation, cellular component: nucleus. Bases 134 to 3106 code for a protein of 990 amino acids. The record is from RefSeq and is a predicted model, not a curated record. Gene Ontology annotation, biological process: ribosome biogenesis. The transcript is spliced from 9 exons. NCBI's taxonomy places the organism in Eukaryota, Metazoa, Arthropoda, Insecta, Hymenoptera, Colletidae.